Zootermopsis nevadensis is the source of this 1967-nucleotide messenger RNA. RefSeq names its product Ubiquitin carboxyl-terminal hydrolase (gene Uch). Gene Ontology annotation, molecular function: cysteine-type deubiquitinase activity. Gene Ontology annotation, biological process: ubiquitin-dependent protein catabolic process; protein deubiquitination. The record is from RefSeq and is a predicted model, not a curated record. Gene Ontology annotation, cellular component: cytoplasm. Lineage: Eukaryota; Metazoa; Arthropoda; Insecta; Blattodea; Termopsidae.
GCAUUUGACAGUUUAUCCAAUCCUGUUGUAACGGUUUCAUACUUUUGCCGGUAGCGUUGUGCGUUGUGUUUGUAGUACAGGAAAAAUUGUGCGUCGCAAUAAAAGUGCAACAGAAUCUCAUUCAGUAUGUCGUGGCUUCCACUAGAAUCUAAUCCUGAUGUUAUGAACAAGUACCUACGUAAUCUUGGUGUCCCUGAGAAAUGGCAGAUGGUGGAUGUGUGUGGUCUGGACCCAGAUCUUCUCGCUACAGUGCCUAGACCUGUUUUGGCAGUGCUGUUGCUUUUCCCGUGCUCUGACAAGUAUGAGGAGCAUAAGGCUACACAGGAAGCAGAAGUUAAUGAGAAAGGCCAAACUGUGUCUGAAAACGUGUUCUACUUGAAGCAGGUCGUUACAAAUGCUUGUGGGACCAUUGCCCUCAUCCACAGCAUUGCAAACAAUACUGACGAGAUCCAGCUUUCUGAUGGACACCUGAAGCAAUUUCUGGAAGAUUCAAAGGCUCUGAGCCCCGAAGAUCGCGGGGAACUGCUUCAGAAGGCCGAGGGAAUUAUAAACACCCACAAGGAGUUGGCACUAGAGGGCCAGACAAAAGCUCCUGAUGAGAAUGAACUCGUUGGCUAUCAUUUUGUGGCCUUUGUGUUCAAAGAUGGUGACCUAUAUGAGCUCGAUGGCAGGAAAUCUUUUCCAAUAAACCAUGGACCGACUUCAAGAGACACUUUGCUGGAAGAUGCUGCCAAGGUGUGCCAGCAGUACAUUCAGCGUGAUCCAGAGGCACUGUACUUCACUGCCGUGGCCCUCACCGCAGCCUGAAGUGGACGGAGCCUUUAUUUCGGUCUAAACGCCAUGAUUUACGUCUGCCAUCACAGAUUUCAUCGUGCGGUGUGCUUCUACAUGCCUGCUUACCGUGUUACCAUUGUUUAGAAUUAUGACGGCUGUUUAGUUAGGGGCGCUGUUAUGUCAUUGGCACUUCUGUUUUUGUCGGGUUCGAUGUUAUAUUUGUGGUUGUACUCGACGCAGACCAUUUUUUCUUUGUUCUUUUGAAAGCGUCUGUUACGAUAUUCUUCUGUGCUGCUAUUCAUUUGUAUUAUGAUGACGUUUGAAAUGUUUCGCCCCCUGUAAUUUCUCCUUAAGAAUUUGCGUAACUGCGGUUGUGGGGUCCAUUCAAAAUAAAAGUGGUGUUCUAUUAAAAUGGUGCUGAGUUACUGAUGAUAGCUGUCGAUAGAAUUCGCUUAGGGUCUUUUUAAUAUGUGGUGUGUGUGUAGUUUGGUAAGUGAAGGUUUUACAUAUCAAAAUUCAUGUUCAAAUUAAUUACAGCUGAUUUUAUGUAGUAAAUUCUGAUGUGUUAUAUGCGUAGUCGAUGCCCUAAUUUAUUCGUAGGUUUCUGGCAGGGUUCAAGACCCUUUUAGCCGUAAAUAUCACCUUCAAAUGAGAUUGGGCUACUAAAUAAAUUCAAUCCCUUUUUCUAGCUUUGGAAUAUCAAAAAUGGCCAGUUAGUUCGUUAAUGUUCGGAAAUGCCGUAGAUAAUUUAGUGAGUGAUUUGAGAACUUCAUAACAAAAGUUGAGAUGAAGCCUGCUACUCAACGUAAUUCUUGUAUCAUUACAGAUUAGGCAUUUUGUUAGCGUGUUAUUUAAAUAAAUUUCUAAAACGUUCCUUCUUCAAGCCAUGCAAUAUUAAUAAAUAACUCAAUUGUCUUCGAACAAACCCAUUUUCUUGACGUCCCACAGAUUCAUAAAUGUUUAUGAUCGAGUUUGUGCUCGUGAAUAUCCGAAUAAUUUUCUGUUCUGCGUGGCAAAGUAGCUACUAAUCAAAUAUAUAUUUCUAAAAUUCUGCGUUAUUGAUCAGUGCAAGGAAAAAAUCAAGGGUCAUACAAAGUUUACUCCCUGCAAGCAUCUGUUAAAUGUUCCGCUAGACAAAGGUAAAGUAGUGCGGUAUAGUUGUGUCAUAUAUUUUCAGAUUUUAAAACUUUGCA